CACCGCAACUUCUCUGUAUUUCAGCAGUUAUCAGCAGUCAGCAGCAGUUUAAUAGCAGUUACAAGCAUCCAGCAUGCAGCGCGCCGUGUUGGCCUUCUGUCCGCAGGCAGCUUUCUCGCCUGCUCGUGCAGCGCGACACCUCUCCUCCUCCUCCUCCUCCUCCUCCUCCCCCCAAGAAGAUCAAGACCACACCCCCGCCAUCCCGGCCCCGGACCUCUACAAUCGCUCGACCGGCCGCGCCACCAUCUCCCCCUCCAGACCUGUGCCAAACAUUUACGUCAACAAAUGGACUCUCGAAGGUGGAUAUACCGACCGCUUCCAUCCCCACACUCUCAUCGGCAAGAGCUCGCUUCCCAGCGUCGAUAUCCCGCCCUACAUCUCUGCCCUCAUCGGCGGCACUCCCCAGAAAAUGAAGGACCUCAGAGCUCAGGUGCAGGUCAUCUACGAACGUCUAAGUGAAGCCUCCCGUUUCCCAAACACCUUCACCCGCGACGGCACCCCCCGCGACGACAACUUCCCCCACCGCAAAGCAUCCCGCUUCGCUCCUGCCAUAAACCCUCCCCGUGAGUUUGUCGCCGCCUACAACGCCGCUCUCGUGCCUCAGAACUUCACCGCUGCAGUCUACGCUCUGUCCGAGGCUAGGCGCAGACUAGGUCCCUCCUGGCGACCAGAACGCGUGCUGGAUAUCGGCCACGGACCUGCCGUCGGUCUUCUUGCUCUUGAUGAGGUUUUCGAGGAAAGCCCGACUUUUCGUCCGAAAUUUGCAGAGUGCACUAUCAUCGGAACUACCAGGAUGUUGAAUGCAGCACGCGAACUGCUUAAUUCAGAAUAUACAGAGGGUCUGGACGCAGACCCUACUAAGCCGCCACCUAGAGCGAAGGAGGCUGAUAGCGCCGUUGAAAAGGCUGAGGAGAAGGUUGAGGUCGAGGAGAAGGCUGAGCAGAAGGCUGAGGAGACAAACCCCGUGGGCUUUGAGGGAAUAAACGACGACGAAUCCUUCAAUGAUAUAUUCGCCGAAAUCGACACUCCAACCCGCCGCACCAGCCUCUGCAAGCGCUACGGCCCCGUCAAAUUCACACUCAACAGACUGCCCAAACCCACCGGCGGCAACUUCGACCUCAUAAUCGUCAACCAAUACCUCCUCUUCCCCGCCGAAGCCAAGUCCGGCGAAUCCGACAAGCGGCUCAAAUCUAUCCUCGAGCUGCUCGCGCCCGGCGGCGUGCUUGUCUUGGUCGAGCGCGGGAAUCUGCUGGGAUUUGAACGGAUUGCGCGCGCGAGAGAGAAGAUUCUGCAGCCAAAGUCUGGGAGACUGGAUGGGAUCCCUGAAGAUAUGCUCCGGGAGAUGCACGCUGAUACUCUAAGCAACAGUCCUCCGCACGGCGACCCGAAAGAGUUUACGAAAAGCAAGGACGAGUCGAUCAUCGAUUUCGAACCCUUGCCAGAAGACGAGGUCACCGAAGAAACAAUCCUGUCGGAACAAGAGCUGCGGAAACUGCUCGAGGGCGCGCAGAAAACCACAAUGGCGAGCGUUCGAUCAGACUUGCGCGUCAUCGCGCCUUGCCCGCACCAAAACCACUGCCCCUUGCAACUGCGCCAUCUGGACGAAGACGCGAGGCGCAAGGAUUGGUGCCACUUCCCGCAACUGAUGCAGAAGCCAAAGUAUCUGCUCGACCUCAAGCGCGGCAAGCAGCUCGCGUCGUCGUGGUCCAGCUCAAAGAAGAAAUUGAACAAGCCCGGAAGUCUGGCGGGUAAAGGCCGCAUCGGCUCGCGCAGCCACGAGCUCGCUCAGGUGUCGUACCUCGUCGUGCAGAAAGCCCCCGAGCAGUCUGCUGCGGAAGAGCUGUUGCCAGAGAAGAACUCGGUUCUUGAGGAAUCGAUGCGAUGGCCCCGACUGAUCAAUCAACCUCUCAAGCGCGACAAGCACGUCUACCUAGACAUGUGCUCUCCGCACGGCUUCAUUGAGCGCUGGACGGUCUCCAAAGGAACCAGCCAGCAGGAGUACCACGACGCGCGUAAGGCAAACUGGGGUGACCUCUGGGCGCUGGACGCAAAGAAGAAACUUCCGAGAGAAAUCAAGCAAUCCUCGCGCCUGCCAGAGCCGUACGAAGUGCGCAAGUCGAAACGCGAGCAGGCAGAGGAAGAAGCCGCGAUGACGGCGAAUAUGCCCGAGGGAGCGAAUAUUAUGGGCGGUAGCUCGGUCGAGAAGAUAAAGAAGGUGGCGCAGAAGUAUAUCAAGAAAGAACAGGCUGCGAGAUCGAUGGAGGAGUUGGAAAAGGAUCUCGAGGCGCGGCAUCGUGAUCAUGGACUGUCGCGCACGACUAUUUUUAAAGCUGAUCCGGAUUAUGAGAUGUUUGUGGAAAAGUACGGAGAGACGAUUACGGAUGAGUACUGGAGCGGGAACUACAAUUUAUAAUGUUGCAGAUGUAUAUACUAAACAGAUACCUCCUUGCUCGAUAACUACUUCAUCUAGUGUUGCAGAUUGUAUAUACUAAACAUAUAUCUCCUUAGUCGACGACUAUUCAAAAACUAUCUAGUGUUGCAGAUUGUAU
Myxozyma melibiosi is the source of this 2549-nucleotide messenger RNA. RefSeq lists its product as uncharacterized. Lineage: Eukaryota; Fungi; Ascomycota; Lipomycetes; Lipomycetales; Lipomycetaceae. Gene Ontology annotation, biological process: translation. Gene Ontology annotation, molecular function: methyltransferase activity; structural constituent of ribosome. The record is from RefSeq and is a predicted model, not a curated record. The coding region runs from base 74 to 2413 and encodes 779 amino acids. Gene Ontology annotation, cellular component: mitochondrial small ribosomal subunit. The transcript is spliced from 2 exons.